AUGGGUCUAUUUGGGCCCCACAAUCUCGAGCCUGUCGUUCAGCCUAUUGCUGUAUUCGACCAAUUUGUCUCAACGGACCCACAGACAUUAGUCCUGAGAGAAAAGGUGCUCUCAGUCACUGGAGACAGCUUCGAAGUCAAGAACGCUAGUGGUACAACGGUGCUGAAAGUGCAUGGAGCUUGGAUAUCACUUUCUGGCCGCAAGAAGGUCGAUGAUGCUAAUGGCAAGCACCUCUUUGAUAUUGUCAAGGAGCAUCUGCAUCUUCAUGCGACUUAUGCUAUCGAAGAUCCUCAUCGCAACAAGGUUUGUGAAGUUAAGAGUAAUCUUUCAUUGCUCGGCUCCAAAGCCACAGCCACUUUCACUGAUCGUAACGACCAUGCGUACACCUUACAUAUGAAAGGAGGCUGGUUCGAUCAUACUGCUGAUAUUGUCAACCAAAAAACCGGCCAGACAGUGGCUCGCAUUGACCGGAAGCUACUUAGUGGUCGUGACCUUAUUUUUGGCCAGCAGACAUACGCUGUUGUUGUGGCACCUGGUGUGGACGCAGCGCUGAUUGCCGCCUUAUGUAUUUGUUUUGACGAGAAGAACAACGAGGAACGCGGCGAGUAG
Messenger RNA from Penicillium taxi, 609 nucleotides. Its product is annotated as LURP-one-related/scramblase family protein. The record is from RefSeq and is a predicted model, not a curated record. NCBI's taxonomy places the organism in Eukaryota, Fungi, Ascomycota, Eurotiomycetes, Eurotiales, Aspergillaceae. The coding region runs from base 1 to 609 and encodes 202 amino acids. The transcript is spliced from 2 exons.